AUGUUGGCGCCAGUCGUAUUAUUAAGCAGUGUUUGUGUGAUUGUGUUCGCUCAGAACAAUGCUAACGAUCCAAUAUCUUGGGGCUGGCACAUGUCACCAGCUGGUCCUGGGACUAUCGGACAUUACUUCGUGAAAUUACCUCAGUCAGAGCAACAAGUCCGUUACCUAGCUGACGGUAGCGGCUACCACAGCUCCCUCAGCGUCACUACCAGCGACCCUCAACACCAUCACUCUACGAACAUCGCACUUGGUGAAAAAGCUGUGGAACUUUCUGGACAGACGCCAGUUUCACCUCAAUUAAAUCUAAGUCAGACACCAUUUCAAAAUUCCGGACAAACUCCAACGGGAGUUUAUUUCUUACAACAAGAGUUCCCGUACCAAGCACCAUAUACACAAACCAUAUCAAACCAACCAAAUUUUAUACAAUAUUCAUCAAUACCCAAUCACUAUUAUUCCGAUAGAGGCGCUUUAAAUCCUUACUACAAUAUACAGACACAUAACCAAGAUAUUAAUAAUAAUUAUGAGAUAAAUCGUGAACAGAAACAAACAGAUAUUAAUAAAGAUGAAAUUAUAGAAACCAGAGAAAAUGGACCCGUUGUUGUGUUCAAAGAUAAUAAAUGUAAAAAUGACGAAGGAAACACACAAACAAAUAACAUCAACAAAGUUCAGAACGAAAAUAUUCAAGAAACACUCGCAUAUAACACGAAAAUAAAUGGUAAUUUUGGGGAAAAGGAUAAUAAAUUAAUUACGAGCCAUUCAAAUAGCAAAGAAUUUCAUUAUGAUACUGAAAUAGAUCAUUACUCUACAUCAAGACCGGUGAUUUUUACUCAAGAUGAGGGGAUCUCAAGACUUGUGGCUUCCACACAGGACCUCAUAUCAAAUGACGAUUUAUUAAGAAUCAAUCACGCGGCGGAAAGAUUCAUACACUACAGUGACGACCUGAUCAAACCUAAGCGUAAAUCAUCAAGCAUCAGCUUCAAAACCAACAACGGAAGUCCACGCAGCAGAAUCACCGUUACAGCGAAAGUCGGUAAAAUCGUUGACAGCAAUGUAGAACAUCCGUUUACAUUAACUAAAAAUCCAUCCAAAGAAUAUAAUUACCAAACAGAAAGAGAUAUUAAAUUCGCAUCACCAAUAAUCGUAGAGGACCAAGGUGAUUAUAAAGAACAGAUUCUGAAUAAUUUCAUAUCUUCAGUGACUCCGUAUAUCAAUGAUGGGUACCAAAUAAUUGGUGUCAAGAAAAACAUUAACAAUACUCAUGAUAAUAAAGAAGAUUUAGUGAAUAUAACUCCAAGACCUAUCAGUCAACAUUAUCUAACACCAAUAACUGUAGCUUUGAGGUUACUCAAUGAUAAUAGCACUCAGUUUUCCGACUUGGUAGACCACGAGCCUUCAGACAGCGAAUUUGUCGAAAGAACAGUACAGGGACCUCGUAAAGGCAAAACGCUCGUGGAAAUACAAGAAUCAAUUCCAAUAGACAUAACACACAUCAAUGAUGUUGAAUAUCAUGAGUAUUUGGAAGACGGCAGAAUCAAUCGAGAGCAACCUAGGAAGGUUUACUACCAGAGAUAUCAACCUAACAGCUCUGAUAAGGAAAAACAUCGCAAUAAUUAUGAUAAUUAUCACAAUUCUGAUAAAAAGGAAAAUCAAGAUGAACAUAUAGAUGAUAAGAAUGUACGCGGAGACCAGAUACAGUCGAACACAGACCAUGAUGAUGCGUACUACACAAAUAAGAUGAUUCAACCCAUUAUUAUUGAGAAGCCAGUCCCGGUCAAUACUUUUGUUGAUCGCUUCGUGGAAAAACCUUCUGAUAGGGAUGAGGGUAAACCGGUGGAAAUUACCAAAUAUAUAGAUAAACCUUACCCGGUUGAAGUGAUCAAACCUUAUCCUGUGGAAGUCAGGGUUCCGUAUCCGGUUGAACAUAAGGUAUACGUAGAUAGACCCAUUCAUGUACCGUAUACGGUUGAAAAGGUUGUCGAGAAACAAAUGAUUCAUCCGUUUCCGGUUCCCACGCCUGUUGGGAUACCGGUAGCUAUUCCGGUUGAGAAGAAUGUUAUAUAUCCCGUGGCUUUUGAGACGCCUGUUCCUGUGGCUGUUCCCAUUGAGAAACCGGUAACAGUGGAGAAGGUUAUAGAAAAGAAGAUUGCUGUCCCUUAUCCCGUGGAGAAGAAGAUACCGAUUCCAGUAGAAGUUCCUAAACCGUAUCCCGUUGACAGAAUUAUAGAGAAGAAAGUACCAUUUCCGAUCCACGUGAACAGAAUAGUUGAGAAGAGAGUCCCAGUGCAAGUUCCGUAUCCAGUAAAACAGAUUGUGGAGAAGAUCGUAGAAAAACCCGUCGUCGUGACCAAAUACGUCGACAAACCUUAUCCCGUGGAGAAGAGAGUUCCGUAUCCGGUAGAUAGAAUCGUUGAGAGGAAAGUACCGUAUCCAGUACACAUACCAUAUGAAGUUCCGUACUUUAUUGAGAAAAAUAACCAAAAAUCUGAACAUCCAUAUCAAUUCGAGAAGAACGAUAAAGUGACAACUCUAUACAGCUAUGGCGUGAGUCAGGAAGCUUUACAGAGAGUGGCGGAUUACUUGAAGUUGAGCCACGAAGACUACAAGCAACAGGCCUUGGACCAGUAUACACAGACACCCGCGGAGACUAAAACAAACUAUCAAAUACAACCAGCUAAUGCCCACGUUCUCAAAAACAUACAAAAUAUAACUCCCGUAUACAAAAACCUGGAAAAACAAUACGCGUCUUCAUACACAUACAACACGACGAGACCCACACACAGAGAUGUUAAAUACUACGGACCAGCGCCGGUUGAUAGUUACGACGAGAGCUGGGAGAAAAAUAAAGAAUACACGGAGAGUUUGAGACGAACGGAGAGAAUGCCUAAAGUUAGUGACGUCAGAAUAGAAUACGGGUUCAAACCACCACUAAGACCGAGCACCGAGAUAGAUUUAAACGGAGUUCCCAUUAAAAAAGAUAAUUCAUGA
This is a messenger RNA of Danaus chrysippus (African queen), 2985 nucleotides long. The record is from the annotation of a GenBank genome assembly. Lineage: Eukaryota; Metazoa; Arthropoda; Insecta; Lepidoptera; Nymphalidae.